AUGGCUAGACUUUUUCAACUGCAAGAAAAUUGCCUGCGAGCGAUGGGGCAUAGUGACGACGUGGAUAUUACCGAACACCGAGCACUCGGCUUGAAACAUAUAAGCUCCCUCCUCUUUGUCAUAUCGGCGCAGUAUCCAUUGAUAUCUUAUGUCGUCUACAACCGUAAUGACAUGGAAAAAGUCACAGCAUGUCUGAGUGUAGUGCUUACAAAUAUGCUGACAGUUAUUAAAAUAACUACCUUCCUGGCAAACAGGCGGAUUUUUUGGGAGAUGAUUUGCCUCUUCAGGAAUAUGGAUGAGCAAUCAAGUCAAAGGGAGGAAACGCACUACGUAGCCGAAGCUAAUAAACUAGCGUCCUUUCUGGGCAAGGCAUAUUGCCUGUCCUGCGGCCUAACAGGGAUAUAUUUCAUGCUGGGACCCAUUGUGAAAAUUGUCGGUAGUAGUUGGCAAGGCACAACUUAUGACAGGGAGCUGCCCAUGCCCAUGAAGUUUCCAUUUAACGACCUGGGUAGUCCUGGAUACGAAAUUUGUUUUCUAUAUACCAUACUUGUCACUGUCGUCGUAGUUGCCUAUGCAUCGGCCGUCGAUGGCCUAUUUAUUUCUUUUGCGAUUAAUCUUCGAGCUCAUUUUCAGACUUUGCAUUGGAAAAUCGCAAACGAAGAGUUCGCGUUAUCCGAAAAGCAGUCCCAAGCGAGACUGAAACGAAUUGUGGACUAUCAUGUACUACUGAUUUUCUUAUCCAGAAAAUUACGAGCGAUUUAUACACCCACCGUAUUUGGACAGUUCGUCAUAACAUCGUUGCAGGUUGGCGUUAUAAUAUAUCAACUAGUGACGAACAUGGACUCAGUUAUGGACCUUUUGUUGUAUGCAUCAUUUUUCGGUUCCAUCAUGCUGCAAUUAUUCAUUUAUUGCUAUGGCGGCGAAAUCAUCAAAGCUGAGAGUCUGCAGAUUGAUAUUGCUGUCCAGCUCUCCAACUGGUAUUUGGCUUCUCCGAACCUACGAAGAUCCUUGUCAAUAAUUAUUUUACAGUCCCAAAAAGAAGUCCUUAUUAGAGCGGGCUUCUUUGUUGCUUCUCUAGCGAAUUUUGUUGGGAUUUGCCGAACAGCUUUAUCAUUGAUAACGCUAAUAAAAUCUAUUGAGUAA
Messenger RNA from Drosophila takahashii, 1143 nucleotides. RefSeq names its product Odorant receptor 82a (gene Or82a). The record is from RefSeq and is a predicted model, not a curated record. Gene Ontology annotation, cellular component: plasma membrane. Gene Ontology annotation, molecular function: protein binding; olfactory receptor activity; odorant binding. Gene Ontology annotation, biological process: positive regulation of protein catabolic process; detection of chemical stimulus involved in sensory perception of smell; protein ubiquitination. NCBI's taxonomy places the organism in Eukaryota, Metazoa, Arthropoda, Insecta, Diptera, Drosophilidae.